Telopea speciosissima is the source of this 4199-nucleotide messenger RNA. RefSeq names its product kinesin-like protein KIN-4C. The transcript is spliced from 28 exons. The coding region runs from base 56 to 3979 and encodes 1307 amino acids. Gene Ontology annotation, molecular function: ATP binding; microtubule binding; microtubule motor activity. The record is from RefSeq and is a predicted model, not a curated record. Gene Ontology annotation, biological process: microtubule-based movement; mitotic spindle organization. NCBI's taxonomy places the organism in Eukaryota, Viridiplantae, Streptophyta, Magnoliopsida, Proteales, Proteaceae.
UCUGCGAUUCUGUUUCGAUUUAUUUAUUCGCUAUCACAUCUCAAAGGAGCUCGAUAUGGAGAAUGCAGAGGGGAAGAUAGUUUCAGGUGGAAACUCACAUGACAAGGACUCGUCGCAGUGUAUUAGAGUUGCUGUUCAUAUCAGGCCUCUUAUUACAACUGAACUUAUGGUUGGAUGUACGGACUGCAUUUCGGUUGUAUCUGAAGAACCGCAGGUGCAAAUUGGAUCUCAUACAUUCACAUUUGAUCAUGUGUAUGGGAGUACUGCCUCUCCUUCCUCUGCAAUUUUCGGUGAAUGUGUUACUCCACUGGUUGAUGCAUUCUUCCAUGGCUAUAAUGCCACCGUUCUUGCAUAUGGCCAGACUGGUUCGGGGAAGACUUACACAAUGGGCACCAAUUACUCGGGGGAAGCAAGUAGUGGUGGAAUUAUACCAAGAGUCAUGGAAACUAUAUUCUUAAGGGUAGAGGAAAGGAAAGAAACCGCGGAGUUUUUAAUUAGGGUGUCAUUUAUUGAGAUUUUCAAAGAAGAAGUUUUUGAUUUGCUCGAUCCAAGUUUGCUGUCUUAUUCAAAAGGUGAAGGGGCUGCUGUAAAGCCUGCUGUCCCUGCAAGACUCCCCAUUCAAAUUAGAGAGACAGCAAAUGGAGGGAUUACACUUUCUGGUGUUAUUGAAGCAGAAGUGAGAACAAAGGAAGAGAUGGCAUCAUAUCUUUCCCGAGGUUCUUUGUCUCGUGCUACUGGAAGUACAAAUAUGAACAGCCAGUCCAGUCGUUCACAUGCAAUAUUUACAAUAUGCAUGGAACAAAAGAAAAGCACUCGAUGCACUAGUACGUUGGUAGGUGAUGAUGAUGAUAGUGAUGAUAUCUUAUGUGCAAAGCUUCAUUUAGUGGACCUUGCUGGUUCUGAACGUGCGAAACGAACAGGAGCAGAUGGGUUGCGUCUGAAAGAAGGAAUUCAUAUUAACAAAGGUUUAUUAGCUCUUGGCAAUGUAAUAAGUGCCCUGGGAGAUGACAAGAAGAGAAAGGAGGGAGGACAUGUUCCGUACCGUGAUAGCAAGUUAACACGCUUGUUGCAGGAUUCUCUUGGUGGAAACAGCAAAACAGUCAUGAUUGCUUGUGUGAGUCCUGCUGACACCAACGCUGAAGAAACAUUAAACACUUUGAAAUAUGCCAAUCGGGCUCGCAAUAUUCAGAACAAGGCCAUUAUAAACCGUGAUCCAUUGGCAGCUCAGAUGCAAAGAAUGCGGAGCCAAAUUGAACAGUUGCAAGCCGAGCUUCUUUAUUUCCGCGGUGAAGGUGGCACACCUUUUGAGGAACUUCAGAUUCUUAGGCACAAAAUCUCACUACUUGAAGCAAGCAAUGCAGAGUUACACCGACAGCUUCAAGAACGCCAAGUCACUUGUGACCAUCUGGCACAACGUGCUAUUGAUGCUCAGGUUGAAAAAGAUAAACUGAUUCUUAAAAUUGAAUCAACUCGCGACGGAAAACCCUGGGACAAUAUUGACUCUGUUGCUGUAAAUCAGGAGUUUGAUUUAGUAAAGACAUAUGUGUCAAAAAUUCAAGAGUUGGAAGGAGAACUUAUGCGGUUGCAGAGCUUGAAUAAUUCUAAUCGUAAUAGAUUUAUUGAUUCCCUUGAUCUGGAGGAUGAUGGGCUACGUUCAAAAAGCCCCUAUCUUGAUGAUUUACCAUCUGUUUGUGAUGGCAAAGCCACCAACGUUUCUGGUGAGAUGGAGGAGGUUGAAAAGGAGCUGGAACAUUCUUCUCUUCAAGAUAAAUUGGAUAAGGAACUGAAGGAACUUGACAGACGGCUUGAACAGAAGGAGGCUGAAAUGAAGCAGUUUGCGACGGAUGAUACAUCAGUGCUCAAGCAACGUUAUGAGAAGAAAGUUCAGGAGUUGGAGCAAGAAAAGAGAGCCUUGAUGAAAGAGAUUGAGGACCUACGGUCUAACCUUGCGAAUAUUUCUUCUGCUUCUGAUGAUGGUGCUCAAAAGUUAAAGGAAGAAUAUCUUCAAAAAUUAAAUGUCCUUGAAGUACAGGUGUCAGAGUUGAAGAAAAAACAAGAUGCACAAUCUCAAGUUUUGAGACAAAAACAGAAAAGUGAUGAAGCAGCAAAACGGUUACAGGAGGAAAUUCAGAGAAUAAAGUCUCAAAAGGUUCAAUUGCAGCAUAAGAUCAAGCAGGAGUCUGAGCAGUUUAGGUCAUGGAAAGCAGCACGGGAAAAGGAAGUUCUUCAGCUCAAGAAGGAGGGGAGAAGAAAUGAGUAUGAGAUGCACAAACUAUUAUCUUUGAAUCAGAGGCAAAAGAUGGUUUUGCAAAGGAAGACCGAAGAAGCUGCUAUGGCUACAAAACGACUAAAAGAGCUACUGGAAACUCGGAAAGCUGCUUCACGUGAAACAUUUGGUGCUGGAAAUAGGAAUGGUCCAGGAAUUCAGGCAUUAAUGCAGGCAAUUGAACAUGAGGUUGAAGUAACAGUACGUGUACAUGAAGUUCGUUCAGAAUAUGAGCGUCAAAAGGAAGCGAGGGCUGCCAUGGCAAAUGAGGUGUCAAAGUUAAAGGAAGAAGUUGAAAUGGUUAAGCAGAAAAAUGCCAGUGACUGUCUCCAAACAAUGUCUCCUGGUGCAAGAAAUUCAAGGAUUUUGGCACUUGAAAAUAUGUUGGCUACUUCAUCAAGCACCCUUGUGUCUAUGGCUUCACAACUGUCAGAAGCAGAGGAGCAUGAACGUGUCUUCAGCAGUAAGGGCCGCUGGAAUCAAGUACGGUCGGUUGCCGAUGCAAAAAAUGUGAUGAAUUAUUUGUUCAACUUAGCAUCCUCCUCAAGGUGCAUAUUGCGAGACAAAGAAGUGGACUGCAAAGAGAAGGAUGCUGUAAUACGGGAGCUAAAGGAGAAGGUUGUCAGACUCACUAGUCUGGUCAAACAGAUGGAAGCACAAAAGGCAGAACUUCUUCGUCAACAGGAGUUGCAGAGAUUGACUUUGAAGAACACCAUGGAGAAUUUAUCAAAUUUUGGGGUCCAAAUCCCGAGCACUAGGGAUGGGCAUGUGUAUGACCUGCGCAAGGGGCCCCGGAACUCCAUUGUCUUUAGCAGCAGCAGAGUUAACAACGAAUUGUUGGAGGACAUGGACAUGUCUGAGUCAGAAGGCUCUGAAACUGAGGCCAUUGAUGAUGAGUGGGUGAACUCUGAAAAACGACCUGUUAAAAGGAGGGCAUCUAGAGCUCGUCUAUUAGUAGCAUCCCAUCCUGUAGAUAUCCGAAUUCCAGAAAAUUUGAGCCCAGAGUCCCUGAGUGGGGAAACAAACUGUAAAUUUGUGAACCCUUCGUCAGGCAUAUGUUGCUCCUGUUCUAAAAGCUCCUUGUGCAAAACUUCAAAAUGUGAAUGCCGGGCUGCUAGCGGCACAUGUGGGGAAUCUUGUGGGUGUAAGCCGACUAAGUGCUCAAAUAGAGAGGCUGGUGUAUUGAACAAAGAAGUGGGUGACCAAUCUCUAUCAGAAAGAGCUGAAGGUGGCAUGAACAGUGCUGACACUGGUGAAAUUGGGAGGACUAAUGUUCUUGCAUCACAUGGGGCAAUGCUUCUUCAGAGUGCAUUAUCUGAGAAGCCUGUUGAGGUAAAUGAAGAUCGUGGGGCACAGAGGAAAGCGUUGUCUGACAUUGGGAACACACUGGCCAAGCCAAAUGCACCAAAGCCAGACCGAAGAAAAAAAUGGCGAAAAUCGGUCAUUCAACUUGUUCCGGAAGCUCCACCUUCCAGCCUACUGGAGAGCACUGAACCCCCAUCAAAGCCUGAGAACAGUCUGGUGGAGCCAGAAGUUCCUCUAAAGCUACCACGUGCAAUGAGGCCACCAACGGUGAAUAAUAAUCUCUUGAGAGAGAGGAAUUCCAACCAGGCACAUGAAUCCAUUGCUAACAAGGAUGUAAUAGAAAUGGUUGCUCCAAGAAGUCCUCGACAGGCAAGGAACUCAGAAGUUAAAGAAAACCAUGGAGUCUAACUGACGUUAGUCAUUUGUUAUUAAUGUUAAAAUCCAUCAUUCUAAGAUCAUUACUACUAACAGCCUGACAUGUUACCAGGAAAUUUUCUGGUGGAUCCAGGGAAGUGAUUGUGGGAUUUGAAACUUGUAUCCAUAGAGGAUUGACCAAUGUCUCUGUCAAUCCUCUUGAUCAGGUUUUUAUCUGUUUAGGAAUUGGAAGGUGGCAUUCAUUUUUUUAUUA